Molecule: messenger RNA, 2373 nt
Organism: Clonostachys byssicola
Lineage: Eukaryota; Fungi; Ascomycota; Sordariomycetes; Hypocreales; Bionectriaceae
Source: the annotation of a GenBank genome assembly
AUGAAUCUUUUCCAUUCAGACGAUUUUCCAAUCCAUGUGGAGACAUUGAUGCAGCAGAAUCAUGUCCCUGGUCUCGCUGUGGCCAUUGUUCGCGGUGAUCAGAUCGCCUCUGCGGGCUAUGGCUAUGCAUCUCUGGACCCGGAGACGCCCUGCACUCCAGACACAAUCUUCGAUAUCGCCUCAAUGUCAAAGUCACUGACCGCUGCGUCUGUGGUGCUGCUUGUGAAUGAUAACAAGAGCCAUCCAGAGGUGCAGUUCGAUACGCCCAUGUCGACUUUGCUCCCUGAGGACUUUGUGAUGUCAGAUGAGACUUAUACUGCGGGAGUGACGGUCGACGACGUUUUGGGCCACAGGACGGGAUUAUCAGGAUACCUGUACUCGAAUACAAUGUACACAGUAGCUACACACCUCGUAGAAGAGAAGAGCAAGAAGUCCUUUGCAGACUUUCUGCAUGACCGCAUCUUCUUCCCCUUGGUGAUGGCGUCGACGCACCUGCAGCCUCAGAGAGCAAGAGAUCACGGCUUGGGCUCACGUCUAUCUACAGGCUAUCUCUGGGAGAAGGAGGACUCAACCUACUAUGGAGUCGAAAUCCAGGACUGCCCAGAGGGUCAGGGCGCUGGAUCGGUGGUAUCGAGUGCCAACGACUUGGUCCUAUGGGUCAAGGCUCUGAUGAACCGAGAGGGGCCUAUCUGCGAGGACGUCUACCAGGGAAUGGUUCGCCUGCGUUCGCUCAGAGACCCGAGCGGCAAGAGACUCAAACCUCUGACUUCUCCUCCGUUCUACGCUGCAGGGAUCGAAAUCUACUAUUAUCGAGGCUAUGCGGUGGUAUGGCAUGAUGGGAACACGACGGGAUUUAGCGGUAGAUUCUUCUUCGUGCCUGAACUCAAGGUCGGCGCCGUUGUACUCGGAAACGCAUCUGGUGCCAUGGCCGUUAGCUCAAUCUUGAUGCGGGAACUCUUGGACGAUGCAUUGGGGGUACCGCAGGAGGAGCGACGAGCACAGGAGAAGGGCAAGAAGAAGGAGGGCAAGAAAAGGGCCACCAAGGUCGCGGCCGGUCCGCCUCCUCCCCGUUCUGCGAGGGGGAGAGGGAAAACCGAGCUGCAGGCGCAGGUGACACCGCUUGCGGCCUAUACGGGAGAUUACUCCAACACGGGAUACCACAGCCUGAGGGUGGAAAUUAAGGAUGACGGGCUAUUCAUUGAUGCGACAGACCGCUCUUUUGGCUUUACCUUGGAGUUUGAGCAUCGGGAGGGCCAGACAAAGUACACUGCAUAUCUUUGUGAUUUCCUGGAGGGUGGUGCAGACCCUAUCGCGGCCGAGUUUUCGUUCGAGGGAGGAGUGGCUGUGAGGAUGGGAUUAGAUCUUGAGCCGGCUUUGAAAGAGCUGGUAUGGCUUUCUACUUCAUCCAUCAUGUCAUCACCACCGAGUUACAACAUCGCCCUCAUCGGCCUGGGAUCAAUCGGCAUCUCCUUCGCCGCCCUUCACCUACGCUUCACAAACGGCACAGUAAAAACCUUCGACCCAAGACCAGAUCUAAAAGAGCACCUCCUUUCCGUCCUUCCCGGCUACCUCUACGCAAACGACCCUCAGAGCCCGUCUCUCAACGUAGCCAACCUCAUCACCGCCGGCCGCCUGGUGAUAUGUGACUCCCUCGAAGACGCCUGUGCAGACGCCGACAUCAUCCAGGAGCAAGGCCCCGAGAACAUCUCAUUCAAGCAGAAGACGUGGACGGCCAUCGAGGCUGCCGCACCUCCUCACACCCACUUCUGGAGCUCGACCUCGGGGAUCCUCGCAUCCGCUCAGAACGAGUCCAUGAAAGACCGCAGCCGCCUGCUCGUCGUGCACCCGUUCAACCCACCUCACAUCAUGCCCCUCAUCGAGGUUGUGCCGUCUCCGGAGACGAAGUCUGAGGAGAUUGACUUUGCCCGUACCUACUUUGAGACUCUCGGCUCUGGCCACCGUCCCGUCGUUGUGAAGAAGGAGAUUCCAGGCUUCGUCGGCAACAGACUGGCAUUUGCAUUACUGAGGGAGGCCGUGUACCUAGUCGAGAACGACGUGGUGAGCGCAAAGGACUUAGACACGGUCAUGGAAGCGAGCCUGGGGCCGAGGUGGGCUGUCCAGGGACCGUUCAAGUCAUACCACAUGGGCGGAGGAGCCGGCGGCAUAAGGCAUUUCCUGGGGAACCUGAGCUCUACGAUACAGACUGUUUGGAACGGCUUGGGAAGCGUGAACUUUGGGGGACAAGGAAAGGCCGAGGAGGAGAGUGCUUGGGUUGAUAAGAUUGUUAAGCAGACGGAGGAGGCUUAUGGGAUGCCUGACCCUGCUAUGCUUGAUGAUAGGGAUAGGGAGAUUCGAAGAGUACUGGGCUUGUGA